UUAAGGGAUCUCAGAUGAACUUAUUCCACAGAAAUUAGGCCGGAAAUAUCUGUGGAUAUGGGCCUCAUAAUGGGCUCAGAGCCCACAGUCCAAUGGGCCGUGACGGCCCAGCCCGUGUUCUGACUUUCAUGCUCGGCUCCUCUACCCAGCCAGCCGCGAGGGCCGAUGCUUCACUCCCCAAUCCUCACAGCACUAGGGUUGGACCACUUCGCCUCGACUCCUGCUCCGAUGCGGCGCCCGAGGCUGCCGACGGCGAGGCCUCCAUCUCUCUCUCUCCUCUCUCGCAUCCUCCAUUGUGAGUUCCACUGUUUCUUGCGGUGUGGCCCCGACGCACGCCGCCUGUUCGACGGAAUGCCUCCGGGGAAAGCCCCACGUCCGAGCGCCAGCGGCGGCGGCGGCGGCGGCGUCGAUAGGAUAGAUCUGCCGGAUGGUGUCGUCCAACACAUCCUCGGUUUCCUCCCGGCGCCGGAGGCCGUGCUCACGUGCGUGCUCGCGCGGCGCUGGCGCCACCUCUGGAAGUCGGUGGCGAGACUGCACAUCACCAACUGGGACAAGGAGGUGACGAUGCAGGAGUUCGGGUACUUCGUGCACCGCCUUCUGCUCCACCGCGGGCGCGGCGCGCCGAUCGACGAGUGCAGGUUCAGUUUGGGCGGGCUGUCCGACUUCGCCGCCGACGCCCGCCGCGUGGACCGCUGGUUCCGCCAUGCCGCGGUGAUGUGCCAGGCCCGUGUGCUGCAGCUGCGACUCGCUCCCAGUGGCGUCCAACUAGCGCUGGAUAACCUGGCCAUCGUCUCCCGGCAUUUGGAGAAGCUACAGCUUACUGGUGUGAAGCUGAUGCACAGUUUCCUUGAUUUCUCGAGCUGUCCGGUGCUGGAGCAUCUUGAUAUAUCCUUCUGUAACCUGGUUGAUGCCAAGAAGAUCUCUUCCCGAUCCUUGAAACACCUCAACAUCUUCCGUUGCAUUUUCAGCCGUACUUUCCACACUCAUAUUUGUGCACCGAAUCUCCUCUCACUUCGUAUGUUUUUUAAUAGGGAGUAACUAUAUUUAUGGCGCCAUAUUUUUCACCAAAAUAUAGUCAGCAUGUAUUUACAUUGUA
This is a messenger RNA of Oryza sativa Japonica Group (Japanese rice), 1096 nucleotides long. Lineage: Eukaryota; Viridiplantae; Streptophyta; Magnoliopsida; Poales; Poaceae. The record is from RefSeq and is a predicted model, not a curated record.